Messenger RNA from Sinocyclocheilus grahami, 1180 nucleotides. RefSeq names its product general transcription factor 3C polypeptide 2-like. Lineage: Eukaryota; Metazoa; Chordata; Actinopteri; Cypriniformes; Cyprinidae. Gene Ontology annotation, biological process: transcription by RNA polymerase III. Gene Ontology annotation, cellular component: transcription factor TFIIIC complex. The record is from RefSeq and is a predicted model, not a curated record. The coding region runs from base 221 to 1177 and encodes 318 amino acids. The transcript has 7 exons.
AGCAAGCGAGGUCACAGGCGAGCGUUACAACAUGGCGGCGACGGCAAACUGAUAUGUCUAAAAAUGCUUUAGCCGAAGAGUGUCGUGGAAAUCAGCACAUUUCUGUACAGCACAACUGAAUAUUAGCGUUUUAAUGUAAAUAGGGAUACGGACACAUUGUAUCUAGCUGGCGUCUGACUGCGCCUGUACUGGCAGGAGUUCUUUGAAAGAACGGGAAUUAAUGGCAGCUGCUGCCCUAAAGUUGGGUGAGCAGAAAGGUGAAAAAAUGGGUUUGCCGUGUGAAAAAGAUACAGAUGACCAACCAGCACAGAUUAACCAUGAGAGUAAAGGAGCGGCUCAGGAUUCAGGUGAAGUUCUUGACUCUUCAGAGACGCAGAAGAUAGAGUCAGAGAUGCAAAGGCCUGCACAAGCGCCUAGCUCUAAGGUUCCCCCAGGUAUGGAUCAGGAAAACCAACUUGAUACAGAGGAAACUCGAAAGAAGCAAGGACCAAAGGCAAAGACUCCUGCCAAAAGGAGAAGAAAGGAGAUCAUUCCACCACAACAUGACAGUUCAGCAGUCUCUGAUACUUCUGAACUCACUUCUAGUGGUCGGCCCAAGAGGAGAGCUGCUAAAGUUGCUUUAGAUUAUCUCCACAACCUUGCCAAGGAUCUUGGUGCUCCAUCAAAAUCCUCAAUUAAAGAAACGUCCAAGUCCGGUGAAGCGGAUGGCACUGACAAGAAAAAGAAAACCGCAAGGGGAAGGGGGACCAAAAGAAAAACUCCAGAUUAUAAAAGCGACUCUGAUGGCGAUGAGGACUUUUCCCCAGGAAAAGACGAAGAGGCAGAGAGCGACGAUGAAGAAGAUUCAGAGCCAGACUUCAGCUUGAACAUAGAGCGCAGAUUAUCCAGACCUUCCUGCAGACCACCCAGAGGAAAUUAUCAUUGUCUUCUUCCAAAUGGAUUGGCUAACAAUGUCAUGGAGCCUGUUUGGAACUGUUUUAGUAGGACCAAAGAAUUCCGGGAUGAGAACUUUUCCCCCUGGGUUUUUCCAGAGUGGAUUCCUUCUGCCAAAGAUUGGCAUUUCCUGUCUAAGAGUGAGGCUGAAAAAUAUUUACCCCAAGAGAAAGAAUCGGCUUCUUUUACCUUUACACGGGAAAGCAUCAAAGGACAGAUCAAACUGCAAACGGUGAAGAGGUAAGAU